AUGAGUUCUACGUCUGAACGGAAUUCUAAUCGUAUAGAAUCAGAUGAACUGAGAACGUCUCUGGCUAACAACGUAGUUAACUAUGACCCAAUUCGAAUCCGGCAAAACCGCAAACCUGCUCCGACAAUUGCCACUGGUCGACGACCCAAACAUUUUGUUCUCGAAGGUGAAGAAGCCAUCAGACGCGAGCAACGACGUGAAAAGAAUCGUGAAACAGCGCGUAAGCUGAAAGAAAAACGGCAACUGAUCGAAGAAAAACUCGACCAAAAGCUGAAAGAGCUCAAAGGUGAAAACUCCGACCUUGAAACUCGUAUUCAGCAACUUCAACAGAAAAAACGAGUAUUGGAAGAAGAAAUCAAUAGUUUUCCCGCCGAUCCCCUACAUAGCUUAUUAUCCAACACAAAUACGGAUGCAAAUUCACUCUUAUUCUUUGAACAAUUGUCCGAUGAUUCGGAUUUUUUUGAUGACACGAUCGACAAGAUCCUAUUUUCCAGUACGGAUGUGUGUCAGCAUUCGAUCUAA
Adineta ricciae is the source of this 522-nucleotide messenger RNA. The record is from the annotation of a GenBank genome assembly. Lineage: Eukaryota; Metazoa; Rotifera; Eurotatoria; Adinetida; Adinetidae.